UAGAAAUUUUGAGCCGUCUUCGACGCACGGCAUAACCCUAAAAUUUCUAGUUUUAGUUUUAUUUCUUAUUCCAUCGGCAGUAACGGUUGUGAAAAAUGUCACUUGAAAAAGUAAGGUUAGGUUAGGUUGAAAAACUACUUUUUUACAACAGAUAUAGGAGAUAGCAAACAUCGCUUCUUAUGAAUCGCCAAUAUGAAAGAAAAUCUUCGACAACGCACUGAAGUACGAAGCGUGAAAAAUCCCCUUCAGAUCACUUAUUGACUUUAUGGGGGAAACAAAACCAUAAAAUAACCGAAUUAUUUGUUUUAUUAAGCCGAAUGCAAUUUUUGGGAGCAAUGGAAGUUUUGCAAAGUUACGUCCCGGAUAAAUUCCACCGUUUAAUGCGGAAAAAAGAUGUUAAACAAAUUAACAAAGUGUCCGAUUCAAAAAUUGGAAUUGAUAACUUUAAUAAUAUCGAGAAUAAAACGGAUAACGUUAAAAAAGUCGAAGAAUUCUUAAAACCGAUUAAUAUCGAAACGAGGGAUGAUAAUUUUUCCGACCAAAAACCACCUCAACGAUCCCCAAUUCCCAAAAGACUCAAUAAUUCAGCAUUUUCCGCAAAAUCCGAUAUAUCGUACAUCGCCGAUUCGGGAAUUCCUCACAUAACCUAUGAAGAAUUACAAAAAUCCACUGAUAAUUGGAAUCCGGGUCAUAUCUUAGGAAAAGGAGGGUUCGGAAUCGUUUUUAAAGGCACUUGGAAAUGUACUAAAGUUGCUAUUAAACGCAUUGAGGAGAAAGGAUCUCAAUCCCCAAUGAAUCCCGUUCGGCAAACAGUCACAGAAUUAAAUAGUUUAAAUGCAUAUCGACACGAUAACAUUUUACCGCUUUACGGGUUCAGUUUUGAUGGUCCCCACAACUGUUUAAUCUAUCAAUACAUGUCUGGGGGAUCUUUAGAGCGUAGGAUUCGAAUUAAUGAUGCUUUAAAUUGGGAAUCUAGGUUAAAAAUUGCGAUUGGAUCAGCUCGAGGGAUUCAAUUUUUGCAUACAACAUCAAGAGAACCUUUGAUUCACGGCGAUAUCAAACCGGCUAAUAUUUUAUUAGAUGAAAAUGACACCCCCCGAAUCGGUGAUUUUGGGCUUGCAAGAAAAGGACCAAGUGUUGGUGAUAAAACCCAUUUAACCAUUAGUCAUUUACAAGGAACUAAGCCAUAUUUACCUGAUGAGUAUUUGCGUGGGGGGAAAUUAUCGACGAAAGUUGACACUUACAGUUUUGGGAUUGUUCUGUUUGAAUUGGCUACGGGGUUGAGUUCGUAUUCGGAAAGGAGAAAAAAUCGCUUCUUAAAAGAUCAUGUUGUACUCUAUGAUAAAGAUAUUGUGGAGCUACGAGAUGCACGAUUAGAAAAUUGUGAGAAAUAUUUUUUGGGGUUAAUUAAUAUUGGGAAAAGAUGCACUGAGCAGUGUCCUAGGGAAAGACCCGAAAUGGUCGAGGCGUUAAUCGCUUUAGAAGAGAUUUAAUUAAUUUUUUUAUUUUGACAUUUAUGUGUCAAAGUUUGAGGUUAUGUUUUUAUUUUAUGAUAU
Onthophagus taurus is the source of this 1556-nucleotide messenger RNA. It is a transcript of the gene pll, whose product is annotated as serine/threonine-protein kinase pelle. Lineage: Eukaryota; Metazoa; Arthropoda; Insecta; Coleoptera; Scarabaeidae. Gene Ontology annotation, molecular function: protein kinase activity; protein binding; ATP binding. The record is from RefSeq and is a predicted model, not a curated record. Gene Ontology annotation, biological process: signal transduction; protein phosphorylation.